Polyodon spathula (Mississippi paddlefish) is the source of this 4169-nucleotide messenger RNA. RefSeq names its product DEXH (Asp-Glu-X-His) box polypeptide 58 (gene dhx58). The record is from RefSeq and is a predicted model, not a curated record. Gene Ontology annotation, biological process: positive regulation of interferon-beta production; innate immune response; response to virus. Gene Ontology annotation, cellular component: cytoplasm. Gene Ontology annotation, molecular function: single-stranded RNA binding; hydrolase activity; double-stranded RNA binding. NCBI's taxonomy places the organism in Eukaryota, Metazoa, Chordata, Actinopteri, Acipenseriformes, Polyodontidae. Bases 427 to 2472 code for a protein of 681 amino acids. The transcript is spliced from 14 exons.
UCCCUCCCUGCACUCCUACACUGGGUCCCUGCAGCGAGCAGGAAAGGAAACUUGCAGUAGUUUCGUUUCGUGCUCGACCGGUGAGGGCAGGGUAUUUAAAGACAAGGGAAGAUACAAACACAACACCACUGUACAGCGAGAAAGGAUCUCGGUCCUGACACAGCGUAGCAUAUUCACUGUUCCACUGUAACACACAGCAACAGGGCGAACCACGGACAACCCUGGUGAGUGAAUAUUUCAACGGUUUGGAUUCUAACAUUGCGCUGAAGAUGGAAGCUUUGGUCUGUUCUGUAUUAACUGCCUGCAUCGUAUACACAGACUGCCUGCCCCCUCUUGGAUUUCGUCAAUGUUCCAGAACGUUCAUACACGUCUUUUAUUACUAGUCACGGUGUGAAAGUGCAAAGUCUUUAUAAAAGCUCAGUUAAAAUGAAUCUGUACAAAUACCAGGAAGAGGUGAUCCAGCCUGCUUUGGAAGGCAGGAACAUCAUUAUCUGGCUCCCUACUGGCGGGGGAAAGACCAGGGCCGCUGUGUAUGUGGCAAAGAAACAUCUGGAAAGAAGACGUGCGGCCAAGGUAGCUGUGCUGGUAAAUAAGAUUCACCUAGUGGACCAGCACUACAACAAGGAGUUCAAGCCCUUUCUGAACGGCUCCCACAGCAUUGCCCACAUCAGCGGGGACAGCGACCAGAAGGAGUUCUUUGCUAAGGUCGUGCGUGACAAUGACGUCAUCAUCUGCACAGCGCAGAUCUUGGAGAACGCCCUGAAAAACACAGAGGAGGAGAAGCACGUGGAACUCACAGACUUCAGCCUCCUGAUAAUCGACGAGUGCCACCACACCCACAAGGACGCCGUGUACAACAAGAUCAUGGAGCGCUAUGUGGAGAAGAAGCUGCUUCGAGAGGAAGGGCUACCACAAGUGCUGGGCCUGACUGCAUCUCCAGGGACCGGAGGGGCCAGGAACCUGGAAGCAGCCAAGGACCAUGUGCUGCAGAUCUGUGCCAACCUUGAUGCCAGCGAAAUCACGUCUGCCAAAGUACACUUAGCUGAGCUGCAAGAGAAUGUGCCUAAACCCAGGAAGCAGUAUGAUGUUGUUCACGAGAGACUGCGGGACCCCUUUGGAGACAAAGUAAAGGAGCUCAUGGGGCUGAUCCACGACUACAUGGACUCGCCUGAUGUCACCACACGCUUCGGCUGUCAGGAAUUCGAGCAGGAAGUAGUGGAGCUGGAAAAAUUAGGUGCUGACAAGGGGAACCGACGGCUGCGUCAGUGCGCCCUGCACCUCCGCCAGUACAACGACGCGCUGCUGGUCAACGACACGGUGCGCAUGAUCGACGCCUUCAACGUCCUGGACACUUUCAACACCAACGAGAGAGCGACGCGGGGAGGCCUGGAUGACACUGACCGCUUCCUCUUCAGAGUCUUUCAGGAAAACAGAUUGGAGUUGCAGCGGCUGGCAAACACCACAGAGUUUGAGAACCCCAAGCUGGCGAAGCUGGAAGACAUCCUACUGGAUCAGUUCCAGAACUCCCAAAAGUCCCGCGGGAUCCUGUUCACCAAGACCCGCACGAGCACCCACUGCCUGAACGACUGGAUCAGAACCAAUGUAAAGCUGAGAAAGGCCGGGAUCAAACCAUCCUCCUUGACUGGGGCGGGCUUCAGCAACCAGGCCGGCCACAUGACCCAGAGGCAGCAGCAGGAGACCAUUCAGAAGUUCAGGGAAGGAGAGCUGAACCUCCUGAUUUCCACGAGCGUUGCAGAGGAAGGGCUGGACAUCCCACAGUGCAAUCUGGUGGUGCGCUAUGGCCUGCUCACCAACGACAUCGCCACCAAGCAGGCGCAAGGCAGGGCGCGUGCUGUAGACAGCGUGUACUCGGUGGUAGCGCAGAGCGGCGGGAGGGAGCUGAGGCGUGAGUACACGAAUGAGUAUCUGGAGGAGCUCACUGAGAAAGCCAUCGAUGAGGUGCAGCGCAUGGCAAAGAGGGACUACCAGCUGAAGAUCCGAGACCUGCAGAAGGAAGCCGUCAUCACCCGGAGGCUGUCCCAGGAGAAGGCGGAGGAGAAGAGGAACACCCACGACCCCUCGGGCGUGAUUUUGCACUGCAGGCGCUGCAACAACGCUGUGUGCCACGGGAGUGACCUGCAAGUUAUCGAGGGCACUCACCAUGUCAACAUCAACCCCUUCUUUGAGGUUUACUACAAAUUAGGUGGAAAAGUUUGCCUUGGAAAGAAAUUUGAGGACUGGGAACCUGGGCACACAAUAAGCUGCAAAGACUGUGGUCAGGAAUGGGGGAUGGAGAUGAUCUACAAGGCCGUGACCAUGCCCAUGCUCGCCAUUAAAAACUUUGUGAUCGCAACACCCAAGGGCAGAUACUCCUGCAAGCAAUGGAAAGGAGUCACCUUCCGAAUCGAUGAAUUCGACUACAUUGCUUACUGCGAGAGGAAGUUUGAAGAUCUAUUGCCGCACCUUGACUGAGAGCAAGACACAUGGUUAACUGGGUAGUCACGCCACCCCCCUUCACAGCAGCGCACACAGAUCCACUGCACUGUUGCUCACAUAGUUAGUUUUUAAGUCCCAGUAGAUGGGAACAAAUGAUCAGAUUUUCUUAAACAGUUUUGUCACAUGAAGACAGGCAGUCAAAGACUAGCUGGGCAAACAUCAUAGAACUUUGGCAUUGGAGCCAUAAUUCUGAGGUUAUUCACAAAUGAGGCUAAUACCACUUCUUCUUGUAUGCAAUACUACUGCAAAUGUGGUGGGAAAACAGACUGCAGAUAAUUGGUCGUAAGAUGAGCAAACAUUUUCCACUUCUCUACGCUUGCCAUGUUGACAUUCUGACAAACAAUACCCCAGAUCACCUUGCCUUGAAUUUGCACUUUCUAAUCUGGUUUCAUGGUCAUGGUUAACCCUAGAAGGGCCAGUGACAAACAAGCUCUCCUAAUAUGUUUGGUUUUUGGGUAUAUCCGUAAGCUGUUUGUUUUUAAAACAGUUUUUUCUUUUGAGAUUUUUUUUUUUGGGGGGGGGAUUAGGGUUUUUAUUGUUUAUUUUUGUCCUCAAAAUGAAAUUGCUUAAUGAUAUUUUAAAAACAGCAUCCAAAUCCAUUCCUUACGCAGCUUUAUUAAUAUUACUGAACGUCCCUUUUAUUGUGCGUUUUGUUUUUUUAAUGUUAUUUCCGGAUGUAGAAAAAUACUGUCCAGGGGUGGAAAUAAGACUGCCGUUUGCAUAGCAGUUCAAUCUAGUCCUGGUUUAACUAGCAGCUUAUUAAGACUCACCUGCGCUUGUUACCUGUACACCUUGUGUAAUUAAGCUUGCAGUAAAACCUGGCCUGGGUGAAAAUGCUAUGCAAUAAGAAUCCUAGUGCCAUCCCUGCUGGAAACCAGUGCAUCCUGUAGGGCUCAUGGUUUGAUACCAGCUAGACCUCUGGAACAAGGGUAAGAUAAAGAAAGCCUUUGUGGAAUAUUCAGUAGAUGAAGGAGAGUUUUUGAAAUCUGAUGAUGCUGGCAAGCAAAUCAAAAUCUGUCUAUGGCUGUUGAAGUCUAUUGUGUGUGCGUAUGAGUUAUGAAAAUAUACUGGGUUUUUUUUUUUGUUUUGUUUUUUUACAGAUACCCCUUUUUAAAAAAAGCAUUGGUGAUGUUGAUUUUAUAAUAAGUCGUGGCUGUUUUUAAUAUGCGUCAAAACUGCAUGAAUGCUGAUACCUGCACUUUACAUGUCAUACUGAGGAAAAAAAAAAAAAAAAAGCAAUUAUAGCACAUCUCUGGCUAGGUCAAACUUGAUUCCCAUUGCACUUGAGUGGAGCUGGAAUUUGUAUUUUCCAUUAAAAUCUACCACUGAAAAAUAAAAGCUGUUGGCACAGCUGGAAUUGCUUGCAAUGUGUUUAAACCAACGUGGAAGGCGAUAAUGAUGUAUAGCACUGAAGGAAUUUGCACCCUCAAUUCUUUCAAUUUGGGUAAACAUUGUAACUUCUUGUCUGUGAUCAUGCAUUUACAAAUGCUGCGUAUGGAUUUAAUAUAUAAUAACCAGUUUUUAGUAUGUAAUAAUAAUAAUAAUAAUAAUAAUAAUAAUAAUAAUAAUAAUAUAUUCUGAGACGUUAAGAUUCAAAUGGGGGUAAAUCAGUAAAACUGCUUUUUUCUGUUUUUAAUAGUUUUACAUACAAAUCUUGAAGGAAAUAAAUAAUG